This is a messenger RNA of Acanthisitta chloris (rifleman), 2070 nucleotides long. RefSeq names its product protein phosphatase, Mg2+/Mn2+ dependent, 1A (gene PPM1A). Gene Ontology annotation, molecular function: protein serine/threonine phosphatase activity; manganese ion binding; magnesium ion binding. The transcript is spliced from 5 exons. Gene Ontology annotation, biological process: protein dephosphorylation; positive regulation of canonical NF-kappaB signal transduction; negative regulation of canonical NF-kappaB signal transduction. The record is from RefSeq and is a predicted model, not a curated record. Gene Ontology annotation, cellular component: cytosol; nucleus. Bases 13 to 1161 code for a protein of 382 amino acids. NCBI's taxonomy places the organism in Eukaryota, Metazoa, Chordata, Aves, Passeriformes, Acanthisittidae.
AGGAAGGUCAUCAUGGGAGCAUUUUUAGACAAGCCAAAGAUGGAGAAGCAUAAUGCCCAGGGGCAAGGGAAUGGGCUCCGUUAUGGCCUGAGCAGUAUGCAAGGCUGGCGAGUGGAAAUGGAGGACGCGCACACGGCCGUGAUUGGUUUGCCAAACGGACUUGAUGGAUGGUCAUUUUUUGCUGUGUACGAUGGGCACGCUGGAUCACAGGUUGCCAAGUACUGCUGUGAGCAUUUAUUAGAUCACAUCACGAGCAACCAGGAUUUUAAAGGGCCAGAUGGGCCACCAUCUGUGGAAAGUGUAAAGAGCGGCAUCAGAACAGGUUUUCUGCAAAUUGAUGAACACAUGAGAGUCAUCUCCGAGAAGAAACAUGGCGCAGACAGAAGUGGGUCAACAGCUGUGGGUGUCAUGAUUUCCCCCCAACACACAUACUUCAUCAACUGUGGAGACUCGAGAGGUUUGCUUUGUCGAAACAGGAAGGUUCACUUCUUCACACAGGAUCACAAACCAAGUAAUCCACUGGAGAAGGAGCGUAUACAGAAUGCAGGUGGCUCUGUAAUGAUCCAGCGUGUGAAUGGCUCCCUGGCUGUUUCACGGGCACUUGGGGACUUCGAUUACAAAUGUGUCCAUGGGAAAGGUCCUACAGAACAGCUGGUCUCCCCCGAGCCUGAAGUGUAUGAAAUCGAGAGAUCAGAAGAAGACGAUCAGUUCAUUAUCCUGGCUUGUGACGGGAUCUGGGAUGUUAUGGGAAAUGAAGAGCUGUGUGACUUUGUAAGAUCCAGACUUGAAGUCACUGAUGACCUUGAGAAAGUUUGCAAUGAGAUAGUUGACACCUGCUUGUACAAGGGAAGUCGAGACAACAUGAGUGUGAUAUUGAUCUGUUUUCCGAAUGCACCAAAGGUAUCGCCAGAGGCGGUGAAAAGAGAGGCAGAGUUGGACAAGUACCUGGAAAGCAGAGUAGAAGAGAUCAUAAAGAAGCAGGGUGAAGGAGUCCCAGACUUAGUCCACGUGAUGCGUACGUUAGCAACUGAGAGCAUCCCAAACCUCCCGCCGGGGGGUGAGUUGGCAAGCAAACGGAGUGUGAUCGAAGCCGUUUAUAACAGACUGAACCCCUACAGGAAUGAUGAUGCUGAUUCUGCCUCAACUGAUGAUAUGUGGUAAAACUGCUCAUCUAGCUGUGGAGUUCACGUUUCAUCCUGCAAAUGAAAGUGCAGCCCAACCUCAGUGACCCUUCUUAACAUCCAUCCUCAACCUUAAUUAAAGAAGGGAAUAUGAUGUGUUGGUGAGAGUGACUACAGCAGUACGACAUCUAGCCCAGGAACUGAUCUUUUUUUGUAAAACAGACUUCUGUAAACGUGAUUUCAAACCAUAAUUCAUGUUGUAAAUCAGACUCCAGCAAUUUAUGUUGUAUGAUUUUGUUUUUGUAAAGUGCAAUUGUCUUUGUACAAAAUGCUCAUAUUUAAUUAUGAACUGCUUUAAAUCACUAUAAAGGUUAGACGAACUGUUUUGGCUUGUGUGAUGCAACAAUAUAUAUCCCUUUUAAAUUCAUGUUGUGGUUUUGGAUUGCAAGGAGCAGCAGCCUAGCCAGCUUAGGUGCUCAAGAGGUGCACAAAACUGUAAAGAUAACCUUUGGGUUUAUAUGAAAGCUGAACUCAUGGGCAGCUGGCCAGAAAUUACAGUGUGUGGAUUUGCUUGGCAAUGGACAAAUAACUGAAGAGCAGUGCACAUUCUGCAACAAAAGUAUAUCAUUUCCUUGGAUGCACUCCUGCUCUCACCUUGAGCUAAAGGGAUUUGUGAUCUUGGCUUCAGUGGGAGUUCAGUCAGGCCCUGUCCAUAGUGUCGUGUUCAUCCGCGUACGAAUCUCGGGGUUACCAUGCCUUGAUUCUUUGCACCUCUUCUUCCAUUAACCCUCACCUCAAACUACUAAUCACUGAGCACGAACAAGCAGCUUUCUACGUCCAGUAGGAGUCUGCAGCAUUUUUACAAUCCUGACUGGCUGGGUCUGCUGCUGUUCCGAGUAAAAUACUCUGAAUUCCAUUUUAUCAAUAAAGCUUGAUUUAACAAACCAGA